Molecule: messenger RNA, 8275 nt
Organism: Harpegnathos saltator (Jerdon's jumping ant)
Lineage: Eukaryota; Metazoa; Arthropoda; Insecta; Hymenoptera; Formicidae
Gene: Piezo
Product: piezo type mechanosensitive ion channel component
Exons: 39
Coding region: 487-8235 (2582 amino acids)
Cellular component (GO): membrane
Molecular function (GO): mechanosensitive monoatomic ion channel activity
Source: RefSeq, a predicted model, not a curated record
CAAAUACAUGUAACUGUCAGACUACUCCUGGCUAGGCGGCUGCUUAUCCAGCCAGUCGGUGGCGAGCCGGCGUCGGUCAUCAAACGUCGGUGGUCGGCUGAAGUUGGUAGUGAAAGAGAGUCAAGAGCAUCGGCCGAUGCUCCAAGCGUAUUGCCGGCUAUACAUGACACGUGGGCGUACGCGCACGCGAGGGAGAGAGAGAGAGAGAGAGAGAGGCAUCAUUCAUAAAGUCACAAUCAAUACCACAAAGGAGUACGGUUGCGGAGAGCGCAUUGUGGAUACGGUGUUGCCCGUGUGCGAGGCGUAGGUGGUGUUGGUGCGUUGCUUUCACGGUUGCUGAAAAGCGGAGCGAGGAGCGCAUGUUGCUCCCUUCGGGCUUCGAUCGGCCUGAGGACAGCUGGGACGAGGUCCUUGGAAGGGAAUGCUCUGAAACGGCGUAUCAGCGUACUCACACAAGGGUGAAAGGUCAUCCGGGCAGUUCGAAGCAUGACGAAGUACUGGCUGAGCGUGAUCCUUCUCAGGAUCGUUCUACCAGUCAUCUUAGCCGGAUGUACAAUAUGGCGGCCAGUGGGGUUGUCAGCGGUUUAUCUGGGGUUAAUGCUGUAUUCCCCGAUGAUUCCGAUACCAAUGCGCGGAAUCAUGCCGCAGCACACCACGACAUACUUGAAGAUUUGCAUUUGCCUAGCCUUCCUGAUAGCCAUAGCUCAGAUCGCCUUUCACAUUGUUCUCCUAUCACUACCGCCCUACGGACACUUUCUCCAGAAUUGCGAAUUUCUGGAGAAGAUGUUGCGACACAUAGGUUUCGUCAGAUUAGAUAGCGCGUCCGUCUGGGAAGUUUUUUAUUGGCUAACGCCGGAAUUCAUAGUCCUACCCAGCGUGGUUGCGAUAUAUCUCAUAUGUCGUGCCCUUAUGGUGAGACACAAUAACGAGGAUAUUAUAUCUCUUCAUCAGGAAACUCAGCAAAAGAAGACAGAGGACAAGACCAGCAUGAUAAUCAACUUCCUGGGACGUAUCGGCACCUACGUUGUCCUGGUGUCGUUGUGCUGCGCCGCUGCCUUGAAGCCGUCGAUAGAAGCAGCUUUCUACUUCCUGGUGUUCCUGGGCGCGGCUACAUGGUGGGCUUGCAACAAGGAACUGCGAAAGGGUUUCGCGACGAUUUGUAGGAUCGUCAUGGUCGUCGUGAUUAUUCACAUCAUCGCGUUACUCGCCUACCAGAAUCAAUGGCCGCAGGAACUCCUGCCGAUCGGUGGCCCAUGGUCGCGUUAUUUCGCGUUAACCGCAGUGUAUCAUACCAAUUGCAGUCAUCCGCGAUACGUGGAAUACACGGGUGACGCCGACUGGUUGAUCUAUGGAUACGCUUUGAGGCUCUUUUGGCUGUACUACGUUCUUUCGUUGCAAGCCCAGUUUCUCAUGAAGCAACCGGCGAAGAAAGCGAAACGAUUAAGCGGCAAACUGGAGAACCUGGACACUCCGUUGUCGAGACACGUGUCCAUCAGGCGCAGGACACCUUCUCAAAGAUGGCAAUCGGCGCGACGUAAGGCUCGCCUCUUACGGUUUGGAUCAGGAAGAACAGGGCUUCUUCAAGACUCGACGGGGAGCGUCAUUGUUCAGGAUAGCCAUCAAGAGGAUAGCACGCAGAUGCAGAGUUUCAGCGAAGGCGCAUCUAACGAGACGCCAGGUGUCGUCGAGCAAAUAAUCAUGGCGGUGUACUCAAUCUUCCAAUUGAUAGUCAACUCGUCGUACCUCGCUACAAACAUAAUCAUGAUGACUUGGAGUAUAAUGUAUCACAGCUGGACGACGUUCGUCCUGCUGCUCUGGGCGCUGAUUUUGUGGAUGGUCCCCAACAAACGUGCUUCCAUGAUGAAGUGUUCGCCUUUCAUCGUAUUCUACGCGACUCUCCUACUUCUCGGACAAUAUGUUUACAGUAUGGACUUGAAUGACCAAGAACUGCCGCGAGAAGUAAACGGCGUCAACAUUUCCGAGAUCGGCUUCAUCAAAGCCGACAAACUCAGCCGCUGGCAUCUGAUAGUUAAGUGUCUGUUUAUAUCAAUGUUCUGGAUCACCAUGCGGCAGUACAUGACAGAACGAAAACAACAGCAGCGAUCUUCCGCGCUGAGGGACAUGGUGGCACCGUUACACGUGUCUGUCUCGACUGCUACGACCGUCAUGAGCCAUGAGACGCCCGAGAUCAAGAGUAAAUUCAUGAAAGAAGUCGGCACGCGAUUACGGAGCCUGCUAACGAGAUUCUGGAUCGCUGUGGUGGCAAUCACGCUGUUCAUCUGCGGCAUUAUGGGCGAACGUAUGACAAUGUUCAGGAUUGUUUACAUGACGUUGUUCCUCGUCUUUGUCAUUACAUUCCAGGUCUCAUGGGUAGCGUGGAGGAGGAUGAUGUAUGUGUUCUGGAUAACUUUGAUCGGAUACUCCAUCAUUAUGCUGAUCCUCGUGUACACCUACCAAUUUGAGAACUUCCCGACGUAUUGGGAGUACCUCGGGAUAGACCAGGACUUGCAAAUGGACAUUGGACUGGAGACCUACGAGACGAAAGAUCUGUUCGUUCGACUGCUGACGCCCACAUUCUUCGUUAUCAUUACCGUAGUCCAGAUUCAUUAUUUUCACAACGAUUUCCUUCAAGUCACCAAUAUCGACAGGCUAGAGUCUGAAAAUGUAGGUAGACAUGCUAGCUUAGGUCACUCGCCUAAUUACAACAUUCCUGCGUCUUCGCCGGCUGAUGUCACGCUCACAGAAGACGAAGGGAACACGAUGUACACGCUGAAGCAAUUAAAGCAUAUGUCGAAAUUGGAGAGGAUUGCUCUGUGGCACAAAAUCAAGAAGCACAUAAUAAAUUUCUACAAUUACACUUGGCUGUUUUUCGAAAUUCAUGUGCAGAAAAUUAUUUUUGUUUCCUUUGUCCUUCUGUGUAUCUACGAUGUCUGCGCGAUCAACUUUCUUUUCAUCAUCGCCGUGGUCAUAAUGAUAAAUCUGCACCGAAAUAUUCAAGUAACGGCGAUCAACGUGAUGGCUACGAUUAUAUCGCUCCUUAUAGUUACCAAGAUGCUGUAUCAAAUCAAGUAUAUUAAUCACGAAAACUGGAAUGUUAAUUGCACGGGUAACUUCGACGAAGAUCAACAACAGUACGCAAGCAACAUCACCGUUUACAACAUAGCUGAAUGGUUCGGGAUGAAGAAAGCCGAGCCGGGUGGACUGCCGAAACUGUUGGCGGGUUACAUCGGCAUCGUCACCGUGACGACCUGCCGGAAAAUCAUCAGUGUCCGUCAGUGGUUUUAUCGUCUCCACAGCGGAGAGCCGUUGGACACUCCUCAGGUGAUGUUUCCCGCUAUCACCAGGGCGGAUGCCGACAAGGGCAUUCCGGAGUGCCUGAAGUUCCUCUUCAACUACGGUUUCUACAAAUUCGGUCUCGAAAUAUGUCUCAUCGCCAUCGUGGCGUUGAUCGGCACUAGACUGGACUUUUACUCCGUCUUGUACUGUGUGUGGCUGCUGCUGUUCUUCUCGUUGAAAAGAAAAGCCGUGGCACGACUUUGGCCGUUCUUCAAGGUUUUCGCUAUAAUUUUCCUGCCUGUCCAGUACGCCAUCGUCGUGGCUCCGCCAUCGUGGCUCUGCAUAGAAUAUCCGUGGAACGAGUCCGAGGUGAUGAGAAGAUUACAGGAAUGGAUGUUCCUGCCUGAUCCACAUUACCCACCGAAUCCCAAGAAACUGAUUUGUGAUUUCAUUUUGCUGAUAAUGAUCGUACGGCAGAGUCUGGUCUUCAACAUCGAGCAACAGAACCUGCAGUCUAACGUGGACUUCGUAGCUGGCCACAACUACUCCGUCUUCAAAGACAUGGAGAAGCCGAACUUCGUGAACCCUGUGAAGGAUUAUGUGUCGCAGAUCCACUCAUGGCUGGACAUAGUCAAACGCGGCGGCAUGAUGAGUCUUAUGUGGCUGACGUUGUCGAUUAUGUUCUUAGCUGGGACAGAGAGAACCAACAUUUUCUCGCUCGGCUACCUCAUAGGAGCAUUUCUGUUCCUUUGGCAGGGGAGCGAUUUUUACUUGAGACCAGUAGGGACUAUCUUGAGAUGGUGGAAUAUACUGAUUGGAUAUACCGUCGUUGUGAUCUUCGCGAAGGCUUUACUUCAAGGUGUAGGCUGCGUCCUCAUCAAAGACCUCGAACGUUCAGUAUGUUGGCUAGUACAAUUACUGGGCAUCGCCUGUCUGAAGAAGUUCAAGAGUUCCACGAGCGACAUACUGGUAGAUCCUACCGAGUGCGACGUUCCCCGUGAAAAUAUCGGCAUGGUCUGGGACGGGCUGUGCUUCGGUUUCCUCCUGAUACAGAAACGUCUGUUCAAGAGCUACUACUUCUUUCAUAUAGUGGACGAGACGAAAGCCAUGAAGAUCCUAGCGUCUCGCGGCGCGGAAUUGCACGAGGAAUUGCAUCAGAAGCGCAUAGAAGUUCAAGAGAGCGUGGAGAAAGCUGUUUUAGAGAAGCUCAAGUUCAAGAUGGAUAAGAUCAAGGCUAACCAACAAAAGAUACAGGGACCAUCUUACAGAGAGCCUCAGAUCCACAAAGUCGAUGAACUCUAUCCAACAACACGGCCGUUGUACAGAAUUCGUACGCCGAAGACGAAUAAAGAGGCCAUCAGAUCGGGCGACUAUUACAUGUUCGACGAUCUGGACGACGACGACGUCACCGAUUUGCUUCCCGAUAGCGAGAGUGAAAGGAAAGAGAAGAAACUGCCCCAUGAGAAGGACCAGUCGGGAAGGAGAAUGACUGUCUCGGAGUUGAUGAACACGCUGAUUAAAACAGACAUUGAGAUUGCGACGCACGUCGCCAUGUACGGAGGGAACGAAAAGGAUGCCCUGAGACUUCGACGUAGAAGCGUACCUUUGACACGGAAGAAAUCGUCCAUGUCCUAUCUGAGCGCGCGCUCCGAGACCGACACUGCCAUGGCAACCGAUGGUCCCGAUCGAACGAGUCUCACUUCAGUGGAAAUGGAAACUGAAGAGAAGGAAAUGCUGGGCGUAGACUCGGCUAAAACACCCGAACCUUCGGACAUAGAAGACGAAGAAGGAAAAGAAGAGAAGGAAAAACCGCAAGAUAAAAAGAGCGACGACGAAAAGGGAGACCAGAAGAAAGUCUCGGUCUUCACGUACCUCAAAUUUCUCUUGGCGGUGAUCAACAGCAGCCUAAUUUCGAUGACAAAAUAUCUAAAUCGGUUCUCCCACGAUUACAGAUUCAUCCGCAAAGUUUUAAUGAAAGAGAAGACUAAUCUAAAGGCGAAGCCAGAUUUUAGAAUGGGAUUACGGCUGGGAAUUAAUCAAAUGUGGCAGCCGAUGAUACAGGAACGAUCGACUGAAAAUAACGAGGCGGAGGAAACAUCCAUCGAUCCUGGCGAAGGCCCGAGCCAACCACGCCCGCAAGAAAAAAGGAAAGGGAGCUCGCUGGCAGUGCCGCACAUCCGAAUCCUGGCGCCGAGUUUGGAGCGAGGAUUGGACAUGUCCUCCUCCAGCACGCUUUUCUCGCAAGCUUUGCCGGCCCCGUGCGACGAGGAGAUGAGGGAGCUUUCGGAAGUGGAUCAGCCGCCUAUUAUACAGCUGGCGGCGUCCAUUUGGUUCGGAAUCUUGGCGCAUUCCAGUUUACUCUGUUACUUCAUGGUAUUUCUCCAUCAAAUUAUGCACGCGUCCGUACUCUCGACGCCAUUGCCACUUAUGGUAUUCUUGUGGGGUUCUUUGACCAUCCCGCGACCUUCCAAAACCUUCUGGGUCACUUUGAUCGCAUAUAUCGAGGCCAUUGUAAUAAUAAAAUGUAUCUUCCAACUGGAGCUGAUCCCUUGGAAUCGAAAUGCUCCGCCGAACCAUCCACUAUUCGUGCCGAGAAUUAUGGGUAUUCAACAGAAACCUAAUUAUGCCCUCUGGGAUUUAUUGCUGCUUCUCAUAUUAUUCUUCCAUAGAUUUAUGUUAAAAUCCCUGGGUCAGUGGACAAGUCCGUCCAUGAAAACGAGGAAGAUCAUUCCUUCCAAGUUAACCGUAGUGCCGUCGAAACCACCGCCUUCGCACGAAGGACAAGGAGAACAUGACAAUGCAGUUUCAACGCAGCAAUAUCAGCAAUCCGAAGUUGAGCAUGUCGAAGCUGAAUCUCGUGCGGAAGUAACACCUCAAGGGCGAUCCUUGAGCGUCCACGUAGCGGGAGAUUCCGCGGACAAUACUGCGCCGACGAUAAACGAAGACGAAAAGUUCGUAGCUGUGCAAGGAGAAGAAAUGCACCCUCAUAAUGAAGUAUUCACUAAAGCGAUGGAUAUGACCGUUACUAAAUACAGCGAACCAAUAAAAAGUUUCUUCGAGAGGAUCAUCAGCCCAGCUGGCAAAGAGAAGACAAAUGUGUACGCUUAUAUGUUUCUCUGUGACUUCUUCAACUUCCUCCUGCUGAUCUUCGGAUUCUCCGCCUUUGGGACCCAACAAGGCGACGGCGGUGUAACAGCUUACUUACAAGAAAAUCGAGUUCCUAUGCCCUUCCUGUUGAUGUUGCUGUUACAAUUCGCUCUGAUAGUCAUCGACAGGGCCCUUUACCUGAGGAAGUCCAUCGUAGGAAAGUUAAUUUUCCAAUAUUGCUUAGUAUUUGGUAUUCAUCUCUGGAUGUUCUUUAUUUUACCGAGCGUAACCGAAAGACAAUUCAACGAGAAUCUCCCGCCACAAAUCUGGUACAUGGUGAAAUGCUUUUAUCUUCUGCUAGCAGCUUAUCAAUUGCGACAGGGGUACCCGACAAGAAUACUCGGUAACUUCUUGUGCAAAACGUACAGCAUCGUGAACUAUGUCUUAUUUAAAGGAUUUAUGCUGAUCCCAUUCCUGUUCGAGCUUCGCGCUGUUAUGGAUUGGAUUUGGACGGAUACAUCUAUGAGCAUAAUGGAUUGGUUUAAGAUGGAAGAUAUCUUUGCCAGCAUCUAUCAAAUUAAGUGCAUGCGAGGCGUCGAAUCAGACUUCCCUCAACCAAGAGGAGUGAAAAAGAAACAAAUGAGCAAAUACUUGGUCGGUGGAGGUGCUCUCUUCGUCAUAAUUGGCUUAAUUUGGUUUCCUUUGCUCCUCUUCGCUUUGGGUGGUACCGUCGGCGCGUCGAACUUGCCUUACGAUGUAUCUAUGAAGAUUCAGAUCGGUCCGUACGAACCCAUUUACUCGAUGUCGGCGCAAGGCAGUUCAAUCCGUGAAUACACCAAAGCUGAAUAUGACGAUCUUACGAAUAUCUACACGAAGGAAAAAUCAGCGGUCACUUUCUUUGAAAAUUAUGUCUACUCUGACGUAGCUGCAGUUAGAUUUAGCGGUUUCUCCAAAAGAUUUUGGGGCAUCUCUCCACCUGAUAGAGAAAGAUUGAAAUCGGAAUUGGCUUCUAACACUACGACGGUAAUUAUACACGUUGAAUGGACAGUUUCAAGAAGAACAGAUGCGAAAGAUGCCAGUGGAAUCACCACGAGAGUUCGCGAUAUAAAACUGCUACCCUACGUGAACAAAGAGUUCAAUCCCGUUAGAAAAACGUUGGUGGAUAUGUUAAGUAUGCAAGACUCUACAGCAACGAAUGCCACCAUACUGCUGGAAAAUGCUUUCCCAAAGUUCCUCAAAGUUACCGGUAGAACUAUCAACGUUGUACCGCAGCUAAUGUGGUCACCACUGUUACCUCCAAGAGAAGAUGACAGCGACGACUAUCUCUACAGAAACAUCAGCGUCCAAUUAUCCAUGGAUAAGGAUUGUUGCGCUCAUCAACAAUGGUGGGUGGUGAGUGAGGAAUGCAACGACCGUUUGUAUAACGUUCUUUUGAACAAGGUGCCUCUAAACAAUUGCAAGGACAUCAUGAUGUUCUUAUUCAACGACAAAGCCUUUCCCGAAAGUUUAAGCUUCAUCAGCGGAUUCGGAAUUCUAGGAUUAUACACCACGGCAGUAAUCGUCAUCAGCCAGAUGAUGCGAAAGAUCGUCAGCGACAUGGCACCGAAAAUCAUGUUCGAUGAUUUGCCCUACGUCGAUAGAAUCCUCCGCCUAUGCUUAGAUAUUUAUCUGGUCCGCGAAAGUGGUGACUUAUGCCUCGAGGAAGACUUGUUUGCCAAAUUGAUCUUCCUCUACAGAUCUCCAGAAACAUUAAUCAGGUGGACGAGGCCACCCGAAGAAGGCGAACGAACUGAUAACGAGGAACAAGACGAGGAAGAAGAAGAGAGGCAAGGAGAAGAAAGGAGAGGAGAAGAACAAUCUCGCCGUGAUUGAAUUAUGAAGAAGAAUAAAGGCUUCUUAAUAAUAAGGAUAA